Ornithodoros turicata is the source of this 3457-nucleotide messenger RNA. Its product is annotated as MAM and LDL-receptor class A domain-containing protein 1-like. Lineage: Eukaryota; Metazoa; Arthropoda; Arachnida; Ixodida; Argasidae. The coding region runs from base 259 to 3060 and encodes 933 amino acids. The record is from RefSeq and is a predicted model, not a curated record. The transcript is spliced from 20 exons. Gene Ontology annotation, cellular component: membrane.
UUCAAAUCUCCGUGAAAAGCCGUGUUCGUAUUCGUGUAAACAUAUUUGAUUGCAUUUCGUGAAAACUGAUCCAUUUCGCGACCCGGAUGUGGUUGUUACUUGUCUGCGGUCAGCGUGGAACAAGUCUGUUGUGACAGCGCAAGUCUGUGCGACACUGGCGACAGUGGGGAAUACAUCUGGAGUCGUACUGGAAGAUACAAGAAAUAACAAAGGGCUUCUAAGAGUGGAUCGGAUAUCAUCGAGUAACACAGCCUGCCAAUGUCCCUGAUCAUCCUGUGGCUGACCAUCUGCUACUGCGUCGUCCUCAUCACCUGCGAAGAGACGGACUGUGGGUACCCGAUUGGUGAACCCGAAUCCCACCCACACCUCCUCGGUGGCCACCACCAACCACGGAGGAUCGAUCACCUUCCCCACUCGUCAGUUAAUUCCCUGCCGCUCUUCAACACCACUACUUUCACAACCACCGAUGCAACGCCGCCACCUAGCAGUACGACAACCGUUUCCACGAGACGUCCCCGCGCCUAUUCCUCUACCACAGACGAACCGAUUGCGACCACUACCACCGAGAUCCCACUCGAAGAGGCUGAGGAAAAGAAUAAAGACUUUCUUGUCAGGCAAAGGGAAAAGCGACAGGAUGAAGAGGAGGAAGAAGAAGCUGAAAUGUUCAUCGAAAAACCGGACCCGUGCGACUUUGGCCAGGGAGAUGAGUUGACCAUGUGUGACUGGUUCAACUAUUUCAACGCCACCAUGAAGAUCAUCUGGAAGCCCGGAAAAGGGGACACUGCUCUCUGGCUAGGAGGGCCCCGUACGGAUCAUACGCUCAACACGGGAGACGGAGGGUACAUAUUCUUCGAAACCUCUUUCCACGUUCCGCCGGGUCCCAGCAUCUUGCCCAACGCGACAACGAUGACACCGGGAACAGUGGUAGAAGAAUCUACAGCGGCUGGAGCCACAACUUCUGCAGCGCCCGUUGUUCUCAAAGUGCCCAAAGUAGACUACGAGUCAGUUAUUCUGGGUACUCGAAACAUCACACCCACCGGUCCCAUGGGGUUCUGCAUCAGUUUCUUCUACGCUAUGGAAGGCCUGAGUGUGGACCGUCUCAAGGUGGUCAUCAUGGACGCCGCAACGCAGGAAAACAUAACCCUUUGGGAAAGUCAAGAUGCGUACGAUGGCCGGUGGACGAAAGGAGAGAUUGCUUACACCUAUGGAGAAGUACAUCAGAUCUGGUUCGAAGCUGUACCGAAACGCCGUAGCGACCCUGCCCGUAGGUUUCGAGGGUUUAUCGCUUUAGAUGACGUCAUGUUCGACCGCAUGGAAGAAGCUGGAGAUAACUGUCUGGGACAUUGCACGUUCGAAGGCGGAUUCUGCGGCUGGACCAACGCCGACACAGGCGACGACUUCAACUGGGAACAAGGCCGUGGAAGCAUGAGUUUCUUAACGGGACCUUCGAGGGAUUAUUCGAGCUUCGGCAAGGACGAGAUGUCAGGUGGCUACAUUUUCAUUGACUCGUCGUAUCCGAGACGUCCGAUGGACCGUGCCCGGCUCAUCAGUCCUACCCUGAAAGCUACUGGAGCCAACCUUCCCGUUUGCAUGAAGUUCGCGACGCACAUGUUCGGUAACGGUAUCGGAACACUGCGAGUUCAGCAACAGAUCGAAGGCUCGGAAAUUCCUCCCAGGACGAUCUGGGAGAUCUCGGGGGAAGCAGGAAAUAGCUGGUACACGGCCCAAGUACAGGUUGCUACUACGGAACCAUUUUCGCUAAUUAUCGAAGCUACAGUGGGUGCCAAUUCUCUGGGCAACAUCGGCAUCGACAACAUCGCCUUCAGGGCCGGAACUUGUCCGAUAUCGCCACAAACUGCAGCGAGGAACUCAGGGGACUGUAACUUCGAAGAAGAUACCUGCGGUUGGACCAAUCCUCAUCCGGCAGACAUGUUAGAUGACUUCGAUUGGGCUCGUCAGUACAGCUACGGCGUGAACGGACCUCCGUACGACCACACCAAGAGGAAGCCAGACGGUUACUACAUGAACCUUGUAAGCAGUAGCCACCUGCCUCAGCGAGGUGGAUCAAAGGCUUGGCUCCUGAGCCCAAAGUUCAACGCGGAUGCAAUGCCUCGUUGCAUCUCCCUCGCGUACUACAUGUACGAAAGGACGAUUGACCCGUCGGGACCCAGUCUCGGUUCCUUGCGGAUACACGUCUUGCGUGAAGCCCAGCCAGGUUCCAACGCCUUCACGCUGCUUACAGUCUGGCGGUUAAACAACCAUCAGGGUCACCGGUGGCUGGUGGCAAGAUCGCCAAUUAAGCUGCCGGAUGGGAUGCCCGUCAAUGAGCCCUACCAGCUCGUGAUCGAAGGCAUAUGGGGUCACGGCCGGGUGGGCUACGUGGCCAUCGAUGACAUCAGCUUCUUCGACGGGGACUGCAACACCUUCCCGGACAAAGCCAAAGCUAUUCCAGGUGAAUGCUCCUUCGAGCGUGACAUGUGCGGUUGGACAAAUGCAACAGGGAUCGAAACGCACAAGACAGGCAGCACGUCGGUGAUCGGUCGCGUAGGUUCUCGGGACUCCCUCGCCUGGAGAUUAGCGUCGGUGAUCAGUCGGCCUGCCAAUUUGCAAGACCACACUUACAGGGCUCCCACGGGCUACAUUUUCUUCGACAUCUUCAACCAGAACUCGGUUCAGAAUCCGAUCCUCCGAUCUGUCGUCAUCGGACCCGACGACGGAGAAGCUGAACGAUGUCUGAGCUUCUGGUUCGCGCCUUUUGGUCGUGGCGAGUCUUCAACUUUGAGCGUCUUCCGUGUGGCUGAGGUUCCCCCGGGGACUGAGGCGGACCCUAACACGCCAGCCAUGAGGUCCCUUCUGUGGCGCCUCUCCACCAGGAGAAUGGACACCAGCCGCCCCGACUGGAGGUACGCCCAGGUCAAGGUACCCGUCGAUAGCGCCUUCAGGAUCCAGUUUGAAGGUGAGGCUACGGACGGUGGCUUCGCGCUUGAUGACAUCACAAUCUACAAUGGAGACUGUGAGACUCGACCGCCAUCAGCUGUCAUCGCCACUACGGACGUCUAGAAUGGACGCCAUCAUGCCUGGCGCUUUUUUUUUAUAACAUUGACGUCAUUUCAUAUUGCGCUGGGAAUGCCACAGUCAGCGGUCUUUCUACACCUCUGUGCUUUUCUUCCUGUACGUGCACUGAGUGUAUGGAUAAGCGAUACUUAUCAUUAUCUGUCGCGUGUGUCACGCGUAGCCUGUCUCUCACAUCGCCGGUUUUAUGCGACUUCUCUAAGGCGAGCUUGCAGCACUGCCUUGCAUCAAUAUUCGCGUAAAAGCCGCAUGUAAAAAUGCUCUCAUUUGUUCAGAUAAAUACUGAUUUUUCGAUGUACAUAACGAGAGGGAAGAUGUACCGUGAUUGCUUAUCGUGACUAUGAACACUUUUGUAGCAGUGGUAGGUUCAUUUAUGUUGCCUUAA